UCUUGAUAAUCCUUAAAUUUGUCAAAUGCAUAGAAAAUAUUCUUUUAAGGAAUCACUUUUCAACUUAUUACUUGAUCAUUGGGAUUAGUACUUAUCCCUUUUCAUUCACGAUAAAAUAUAUUAUUGUACCUAUGUUGAGAGACAACUUUUAUAAUAUAUUCUGGAGGCAAUUUGUAUAAUUAUCGACCUUAUUGACUUAAAGACACAAGUAGUAUGCAACCUUAUUAUAUUGUUAUGUUCAUUGUAGAUUAAAAAAAAAAAAGAAAAAAAAGAAAGAAGACAAACUAAAGGUAAACAACAAUAAAAAUUUAAAAAUCGAUAAAACUACAUUGAAGAAACAAAAGUUUUACUCUGAAACCUGUGAUGAUAAGCAUUUGAAAAAAGACAAAACAGGGGAUUCUAAUUUAAUCAAAGAUGAAUUCACAAAAAGGAUUUCUAUUGCUAAUACUUCAGAAAGCAACAGUUUAUUUAAAAAGAAGAAGAAGAAAAAGAAGCAAGAUACAACAAUGGUACGAAAUGGUGAACAUUUUAAUAACAAUAUAGUUACAUUGCAAGUAGAGAAGUUUUGUAAUGAGACCUGUGACUACAAUGACAAUUAUUAUGAAGAUGAAUUGACAAGAAGCAUUCCUAUUGUUAAUGAUUCAGAAGGUGACACAUUAUUUAAAAGAAAGAAGAAGAAAAAAAAAGGAGAUAAAAAAAUGGUGAAAAAUUGUGAAAAUAUGAAUAACGAUAUAGUUACAUUGAAAGUAGAUAAGUUUUAUGAGACCUGUGAUGAUUAUGACAAGCAUUUGCAUAAAGACGAAACAAUGGAUUCUAAUCUCAACAAAGAUGAAUUGACUCGAAGAAUUCCUAUGUCUAAUGCUUCAGAAGGUGACUCUUUGUAAGUACCUAUCAAUAAAAGUCCAGAUUGAUUUGUAUGAUCAUAUUUUUAUUUAUUGUACAUUUAAUAAUAAGUUACUAAAAUAAUUUUAUGCAUUACUUACAUUAAUAAUAUUUUUUUUUUUACUGGUUCUUGAGCCUCUAAUUUCGUUUUAAUGAAUAAAUAAUUAGUCAAAAAAGCUUAUUUUAAUAUAUUUGUAUGUAUUCUCAGAUUUUAAUUUCGUGAUUGCUCUUGUGUAUUCUUAAAUUAAUACUUAUCAAAUGUGACUUACUACCAAACUUGUGUAGCAAAAUAUUUAUACGUAAUACCAAUUGAUGACAAUAUCGUUUUAAUGUUUUUGGUGUACUUUACAUAUGUAUACGUUAUAACUUAUAACUGUAGAUACUUUCAAUGCUCACAAAAUUUCAGUAUGACUUACCAUACAUAAUAAAAUGUUUGAUAUUUUUUGGCUAUUAUAGCUAUAAGAAAUUUUCUAUUUUAUUCUAGUUUUUUUAAAAUAUUGAAAACUUUAAUAACAACUUUAACAAAAAAACUUUAAAUUUUAAUUCAAGGUUUCAAAUUGAACACAUCUAUUAUAAUGACACACUCGACAACUGCUGUACAGCAAAGCAGUACCUAAUUGUUCACCCUUAUUUAUUUAUGAUAUUGUAUUUUAUUGUUAUGUUAAUUGUAGAUUUAAAAAAAAAAAGAAGAAAAAGAAUAGAGAUAAAAAAAUGGU
Messenger RNA from Acyrthosiphon pisum (pea aphid), 1598 nucleotides. RefSeq lists its product as uncharacterized. The coding region runs from base 507 to 884 and encodes 125 amino acids. The record is from RefSeq and is a predicted model, not a curated record. Lineage: Eukaryota; Metazoa; Arthropoda; Insecta; Hemiptera; Aphididae. The transcript has 9 exons.